GCCGGAGCCGGAGGAGGAAGCAGUGCACGCGUCGGAAGGAGCGGCAGAAGGAGACCGUCAUGGCGGCGGCCGCCCAGCAAAUGCCAUCCCCGCGGCGGCCGGCGUCCCGAAGGCCUCGUCGCCCCGAAAACAGAGCCGGCCGGUUGUAACCCUCGCCACCGCCGUGCUGGUCUUCCUCGGCGUCAGAGACGGACGGGAGGCGGCGGGGUCUCGGGGAUGGCGGCCCCGGACCCCCCUCAGGCGCCGCCUCUACGGCUAGGCCCACGGCUCUGGGCCGGCGUGGAGGUGGCGCUGCGGGUGCCCAGCCUCUUCCUCAUCGACGCCAUCUUCAACUCACCCCCGGCCUUCCCCGGCGAGUCCCUCUGGAACAGCCUCUUGGGGGCGUUGCUGCGGCUGAUGGGUGUCUUUGUAUUCAUGGUUGUUCUUGUUCUGUCUCAAAGAGCACUUUUCAGGUUUUACGUGAUCAGCUGUGCUUUGCUGCUAGCAGCAACAUCAGUGUUGGUGAACUAUUAUGCUUUUUUGCACAUAAACUUCCACAGUGCCUCUUACACAACAGCUUUUGGAGUUCAGCUCCUUCCUCAGAAAGGACCUUCUUUAUGGAUGACUCUCAUUAUCCUUCAGCUUGCCUUUGGAAUUGGCUACGUUGCACUGUUAAAUAUCAACUCCAUAUACUCCCAGCUAAUCAUUCUGGAUUUAUUGAUUCCUAUUGCAGGCCUAGUUAUUGAAUUACCUUUACACAUCAGGCGGACUUUAGUCUUUUCCUCAGGCAUCAUUUUGACUUUCUACACCCUCGCCAUUUUAGCUUUGAAGAUGAAACGUUUCUACUACUCUACAAGGUAUGUUUUUCUUCUUAUAAGGCACAUGUAUCGCAUUUAUGGAUUACAAUUGCUGCUGGAAGAUACAUGGAAAAGGAUUCGUUUUCCAGCUGUAUUGCGUGUCUUUUGGCUAAUGAGGCUUACAGUUCAAGCUGUUUUACUAACUUACGUUGUCAAAAUGGCCGAAACUGAUCCAGGCGGAAAAUUCUACACAAUUUCUUGGGACAAUUUCUGGGAAUUACUUUGCAGCCUUAUUAUCAGUGGAUGUGAUUCAACUUUAACUGUGUUAGGCAUGAGUGCUGUAAUUUCAUCUGUAGCUCAUUAUCUGGGCCUUGGUAUUUUGGCCUUUAUUGGAUCUACUGAUGAAGAUGACAAGAGGCUUGGUUUUGUGGCACCAGUCCUUUUUUUUAUUUUGGCCCUGCAAACUGGCUUAAGUGGACUCAAGCCAGAAGAGAGACUGGUCCGUUUAAGUAGAAACAUGUGCCUUCUGCUGACUGCAGUCCUCCAUUUUAUCCAUGGAAUGACAGACCCAGUCCUAAUGUCUUUGAGUGCCUCCCAUGUGUCUUCAUUUCGCAGACACUUCCCAGUUCUCUUUGUCUCAGCUUGCUUGUUUGUUCUUCCAAUUUUGCUCAGUUACAUCCUUUGGAACCACUAUGCACUAAAUACAUGGCUGUUUGCUGUUACAGCAUUUUGCAUAGAACUCUGCCUGAAGGUUAUUGUUUCAGUCACUGUUUAUAUACUUUUCAUGAUUGAUGGCUACUAUAAUGUACUAUGGGAAAAGCUGGAUGAUUAUGUCUACUAUGUUCGAUCAACGGGCAAUAUUGUUGAAUUUGUAUUUGGAGUAAUUAUGUUUGGGAAUGGUGCUUACACCAUGGUGUUUGAAUCAGGAAGCAAAAUUCGGGCUUGUAUGAUGUGCCUACAUGCUUAUUUCAAUAUUUAUCUGCAAGCAAGGAAUGGCUGGAAAACUUUUAUAAACCGCAGGACAGCAGUUAAGAAAAUCAACUCACUUCCUGAAGUCAAAGGAGACCGAUUACGUGAAAUAGAUGAUGUGUGUGCAAUCUGCUAUCACGAGUUUACUGUAUCUGCCCGUAUAACUCCAUGUAAUCACUACUUCCAUGCACUUUGCCUUCGGAAAUGGCUCUAUAUUCAGGACACUUGUCCAAUGUGCCAUCAAAAAGUUUAUAUUGAGGAGAAGGAAAACACAAAUCUCUCAAAUAACAAUGGCUUUGUUGCACUUGAUGAAAAUGAACCAAAUGAAAAUCCUGUCCAAGAAGAAGCAGCUGCAGCCGAUGCUGAAAAUGAACUAAAUGAAGAUAAUGACAGUAUGGAGAGUGAAGAGGAAGAAGAAGCUGAGAGCUCAGCUCAGUGUGAUGUCUCAGUAUCUGAACAACACUCUGAUAAUUGAACAGGACUUUCACUGGUUUAAAAUGUCAUAUACUAAACACUGUGGGUGUUUGUAAAUAGUGGAGUUCAACAAUGGAAUAAAACCUUCACUUCAUCAGUGUGUAUCUAAGCACAAGAACAGUAUCUCAAAAUGUUGAAUCUGUGAAUGGGUUGUUAAUUUACUGUGAUGUGCUACUGUAAAUAUACCUCCAAUUACUGCUGGUCUCUUUUGAGACCACCUUAAUCUUUAUGUACAUUAUUGUACAUGGAAUAAAGUGUUUUCGCAUAUUUUUUAAAGAGUUGAACAAAACACUCCUUAAUUGAUGAUAAAAUGAUGAUGUGUAUGUUGGGUCAAGAUGACCAUACUUUGAUAAACUGAAACCACUUGUUUUUAGGAUAUGUUGAAAACUGGUCUGUCUUUCAAGGAGGCACCCAUUCAAACAGUAAACAAGAGCUAGUAUGUGAAAAUAUAGUUUCCAACUUGACAGCUAUAAUAAAGUUUAGGUUUCUCUUAA
Anolis carolinensis (green anole) is the source of this 2713-nucleotide messenger RNA. RefSeq names its product ring finger protein 139 (gene rnf139). Bases 217 to 2220 code for a protein of 667 amino acids. The transcript has 2 exons. Gene Ontology annotation, cellular component: endomembrane system; endoplasmic reticulum. The record is from RefSeq and is a predicted model, not a curated record. Lineage: Eukaryota; Metazoa; Chordata; Lepidosauria; Squamata; Anolidae. Gene Ontology annotation, biological process: ERAD pathway.